Molecule: messenger RNA, 10399 nt
Organism: Acanthopagrus latus (yellowfin seabream)
Lineage: Eukaryota; Metazoa; Chordata; Actinopteri; Spariformes; Sparidae
Gene: cplane1
Product: ciliogenesis and planar polarity effector 1
Exons: 49
Coding region: 298-10026 (3242 amino acids)
Biological process (GO): cilium assembly
Cellular component (GO): ciliary transition zone
Source: RefSeq, a predicted model, not a curated record
UGGGAAACAUUUCUGGCUACAGAAGCGGAGGGAGUUUCGAAAUAUUUCUACUUAGCUACUGUUUAACACGUAAAUAUCAUGGUUUUGUCAGCAUGUUCGCAACCAAAUGAUGUAUAGCAUUUGACAGUAACCACUGUGGUUGAAGAGCUCAGUUAAGGCCUAUGUUUGGGACGAAUGCUCUGCGCAGUUAGCCAAAUUAGCUAGUUGGCUAACGCUAGUUAACGUGGGAUCCUGCGAUCUCAAUGACCUCCUCCUGAGUGUAUCAUCAAGAGGAAGAACCGAUGCUGUCCAUCAAACAUGGAGCUAAAAUUGGAGGUUGUUUUGUCGUCCAGCAUCAAACGAAAGAAACCAUGGCCUCGGUUCUGUUGGCUGGGAAAGGAGAAGGAGUCUGUGUUCCUGUUAGAUGACAAACGCAUCAGUGAGAUCAACAUGGUGUCUGGUCGUACCAAGAAGAGGACUCCUAAACUCCAUCCUUUGCUCAGUAAUGUGGUGACAAUGAGCUCAUCCCACAAUGGUAUGUGGCUUUGCGGACUUCUGGUCUCAGGAGAGCUUUUUCUGUGGAACAGGGAUAAAGACUUGCUGAAGACAACUGCAACGGUCCCAGAAGUUGUUCAUGUGAUUACUGCCGUUCAAGGUAAUGCCACCAGAUUGUCACUCCAGGUUUCAGGCGAUGGGAUGCGUGCAGUUCUGUCAGCCAUUACAGGCCAAGUGUUCCUUUGGGAGUGUAUGGAUGUCAGGGAUUUGACAGGUGUACGAGACGGCACAGUCAAGGGACACUGGGCACAUGUAUGCCCCCUUGAAGACUCCAUUCUGCCUUCUUCACAAGACAAAGAAGCAUCCCAACACACCAUCUUCAUCAAGACUGAGGUAAUGGGUGACGCCUGCUUAUCAGCCUUCGUCUUCACGUCUGCGAAGAAGCUCAUCAUCACCUGCCUGAAGAUUCAAUGGGAAGAGUGCCAUGUGAGAGUGGGUACUGUGGGAUACAGCAUACAGUGGGCCACCAAGACCUACCCCAUGUCUCGUUUCACCCCACCCUGCCAACCAGUGAAGUCUAGAGGUGCCUUGGUGCCAGCCUUCUCCCCAGAUGGCCAACUGCUGGCCAUCGUCCUGAACCAGAGACAGCCUAAGGCUACACAGAUCCUCUUUGUGAGCAUGCAGAACUUUGUCUCAAUAUCAAGUGGCCUCGGAGGAUGUGGAAGCAAGAAAUUGGAGAUCCCCUCUAAAUACAUCAGGUCCUACUGGGUGGGCAGCAUGAGCUGGUCACCAGGUGGUCUUUUCCUGGCCUGUGUUCUGAAGAGAGGCUCCCUUCUUAUGGUUUCCCGCCUCGGGGGGCUUCUCUCUCUAACAAGCUCUGGCUGCAAUGUUGACUUUGGGCCUGCACAGUUCCUACCCCUGCACCCUCUCGUCACUUACCGGCCACCAGUGUCUGCAGGGAAACCAGAGGCCUCUCUGUCCAGCUCUAGCUUGUCUGUGCGGGAUGUCCUAAGACAGCGGUAUUCUGUGACCUGGCAUCCGCGGUUGAUGUAUCUCAUUGUGUCUGAUGGCUACAUGGCCACAGUUAUGAGGGUGUUAAACAAGCCCUCUCCUGCCCUGCUGCUGAAAACACUUCUGAAGGACACAACCAAGGACCUUGAGAAGGCCAGUCGGACACUGGACAAAUCACAGAUUCAUGUGAGGGCAUGGCUGGAGUUGGUAUCUUGCCUGAACCUGGACAGCAGCCAUGAGGUGUUUGACCCCGCUGUUACACAUGCGCCCCAAACCACGGACUCUGUCUUUUCAGCAGCCACAGAUGGAGCCACUCUGCCACUUUUCCUGCAGGACCAGGGGACACUGGGUGGUACCAAGGAGCUUCUGGAAAAAGUGCAGACUUUUUUUGAGGACGACUCUGAUUUCGACGGCGCUCCUGCUGGCUCUCAUUUGGAGGAUGGUGGUCGUCUGGAGUUUGCCUCAAUGUUUGACACACUCCACGCCCUGGAUACACAGACAGACUCUGGCCUUGUCACCUUCACAGAUUAUGAAACGGACUUUGUUGAAACAGAGAGGAGGACACCUCUUGUUCAUCGUGAGCUUGGGAAAAUCCAGAGUAAGCUUCUAACAGCCUGGGCUUUUGGCAUGUCUCUUGGAAAUACAGUGAAAAACAGAAGUCGCCUGCUGAAGCAUACCCUCUACUGCGUGGUGCGAUUUGCUGCCUUACUCCACUUGAUCCCCAGCUCCGUGGGCCACACAGGGACAAAGAGUACCUUCGUUUCUGCUCGCCUGUUGCACCUUCUCAAAGCCCUUCUUUCUUUUCUUCCAUGGGAUGGCGCUCACUCAGAUGGACCACGCUGCCUUCAGCUGGUGGUAGAGCUCAGUAAACGGCUGAUACGCCUCCUGCUGACCCCUCAUUCCGAGACCCACCAGACUGGUCACUGUCAGAUAUCAUCUCAAGGUCUAUCCACUGUCCUGCUUAUCUUACAGCAGGUCUCCGAUUCUCUCGACCACACCUACAGCCUGAAGCAAAGAACUGUCUGGUCCUCUGCAGAGAAGAAGCCACUGCAGCUCUGGCCUUCAGAUGUACACCAGGUGCCUCUGUUACAGGAUGAUAAGGAAGAGAAAUCCAGUUUGAUACACCAAGCACUACCUGUUCCCCAGCGACCAUCCAGCAGAUUGUUCGGUGUGUGGAAAUGGGUCUACAAGGUCACCCAGCAGUAUAUGGAGGAACUGAAAAGCUUUAAAGGCUGUGAUGGCUGGGAUGAGGAACAGCAGCAGGUAUCUGUCAUCAUGUCCCAGAUCCAAACAGCUCUGCAGGCUACUGGAGAAAGGCUAGAGGAGGGUCCUGUGCUGCUGAGUUAUCCAGGUGAACAUCUUUUCCUGUGUGGCUCAUACCCAAAAAGUGCUGAUACAUGGCGGUCACAAAUUUGUGAGGAGAGUAACAAACGAUGUGAUCGAAGCGUCUUCAAGGAGAUUCAGCUUUGUCUGGCACUCCUCUACAGUCUGUUGUCCCAGUACAGCCUGAGAGAAGCCCAGGAGUUGGGGGACCACAUGGCCCGCCUGAUCCUUCACAGGGAUGGACGCCAGAGCUGCAUAACUGCAGACUCUCUUCCUUGUCCAUGGCUGCCGGUGGACCUUCACAGUGAAGCAGCUUAUGCCGUGGUUCAAACCCUGGGAAGAUUCAUGGCCUCUUAUUUCACCAACCAACCCCUCUACAUCCUUCCCCCUCACCACGUGGCUGUCCUGCCUCCUCUCCAUCUACCUCAAGCCCCCAGUGUUGGCCGUGUGGUGCCGCUGUGCCAGGAGGAGGUUUCUAAAGCAGUGCGACGACACCAACUGUCUGAAGUAUGGACGGUAGACUAUGCCCAAGACCUGCUCCUGCUAGGGGGUCUUCUCCCUGAGACGGUGUGGUUGGCUUCCCAUCUUGGGGACUGGAAGACAGCGGCCUCUCUGAGCCUGGCCUACGUGAAUUACUGCACUGACCACUUUGACUUCACUCAACUCAGGAGGAGAGAGCUCUACCUCCCAACAGUUUUAAAACCAGAGAGCAUUUUUCAGGUUGAGUUGGAAUGUCUUCUAGGCAACAAGUCUGACUCCCAAGAGUGUGGAGAUGAAGAUGGGGACAAGAGCUUGACAGAUCUUUUGGAGGGAGAGGACUGGGACGUGUUGCAGGUUUCCAUACAGGAGAUUCUGAGGGCUUCAGUCAUGGCCGGAGUGAAUGUUAUUUCCUCACCUUUGUGCACCUUGCUGGACACAGCCAAAGACCUGUGUUCUUGCCUGCCCGCCUUGGUGCCUAAUGGGCUGUACCUGCCUUCCCCACCUCUUUAUUGCCCUCAGCCUUCCCCCAACACACAGGACCCAGUAGGGACAGUAGGGCAGUUUGCAGAAGUUGCAUCACGUCACAAAGUGUCUGCAGUUCUUCAAAAAUUGCUGUUACUUCUGAGAUCUGCGCGCUGUUGCCAUCCUGCUGCCCAGUGGUACAUCAGCCAUCUGCGCCGUGCACGACACCUUCUACACAAGAUCAAGAAGAAGUACUCCUAUCCAUCAGCUGCUGAAGAAGAAAAGGCUUUCCCAGAGAGCCUCAUGAAGUUUGUCACCCGUGGUGGAUUCUUCAAACGGGGGCCUAAUAAAGACGGCCAACUGGACCCUGACACCAUCCAAACCAUUACCUGUUUCAGGGAGCUGUGCGGUUUAUGCUGGAUGCUUCAUGUCAGGGAUCAGCUCUCCAUUUCCUGCAGGAAGUAUCAGGCUGCCAGACAACAUGGCAGAGAUGAGCAGAUCCCUUCAGAAAUAAGAUCUACCUGUCUCGAUGCUCUCCACUGGGCCCGCCGUUUUCUGCCUUUCUCUUGCUUCCUCAAUGCUGAGGAGAUACUCCAGGACAUACUGCUAAGCCUGGUGUCUGAACUUCCUCCUCUCUCUCUGGUGGCAGACACACUCGUACGAGCCUUCCCAGAGGAGGAGGAGUCUGUCAGAGUCCCACUGAGAGAAAAGUAUAACACGAUGAUGGAGAGACUGAGGCAAUGCAACGUUCUUGAGGACGAUGAAGAGGAGGAGGACGAGCUGAUGAUGAUUGUUAUUCAGGACAAACGCAGGCAGAGGAGAAAACAUCUUGGGCGUUUGCGAAGGCACCUUGCCCCCCCAGAGCUUCAUCUGUGGGAGAAGGAGGAGGAAGAGGAGGACAGGGGAAGCAGACACGGGAUGGCCGUGUUAAGGCAACUCUCACUGGGUACAAGCCUGAGCACCAGCACUUUAACUGAAUGUGGGUUCCCACCAGUGUGUAGCGAUGGAGACACGGCGGAUAACACAUCGGAGGCUAUCUCUCCUGAAAGGCAUAACAGAGCAGUGACAAGGGGCAACAAAGAAAAAAAGCAAGAACAUGCAAAGAAGACUGCUGUUAGGCUUGAAAGCGUCAUCCAGGAGGAGAGUCACUCGGGUGACACCAAGGAGAAUGAACAGCCCUCCCUACCUGUAGUUGGCACCUGGGAGUUUGAGCUUGAAGAUGAUGAGUAUCUAAAUUUCCUUGAGCUCUUCCUCAGCUACAUUUUAGAGAAAGAUGGCGCCGAUGGGGGGGACUCAGGUGGUGAACUCCCUUUGUUGAAGGGUUUCUCCUCCCAGCUGAGGGAGAGAGAGUUGCAUUCUCUCACUUUCGACGUGCUGACAACUGUUCAUCGCCGUCAAAGAGAUGCGCACUAUCCAGCGAGAAAACACUUGGGAAAUGAUCUUCCAGUGUUCAGAGCUGGCUGCUGCUACAAGCCCGUGAAGCAAGGUGAGACACCUGAGCUGCAAACGUCUUCUGUCUGGAGUGAAGCCCCUAUAUCCAGAACUAGCCUUUCUGUCACCCCUCUGCCUGGGCUGAGAACUGGCAGGCAAAAAGGUUUGUUUGGCCUCCGGCAGCAGAGCAGUGUACCUGUUGGCCAAAGAAUGAAGGCAGGCCUCUUUGGCUCAGAGGGAAGUCCGAUUCGAAGUGCCUUUCCCAUGGGGCAGCCAUCAGAGAGCUUUACAUUUAGCCCCUCAACUUCUGUGGGAGCCAUGACUGAGUUACAGCAGGGACUGGACCUUAAAUUAGAGGCUCAGUUUCCUGAGCUGGGCAGGCUGCUGGAGUGGAUGGUACGCUGGUCUGACAGGAGGGCGUUACUCAGACAUCAUGGCAAGAAGAAGAAAGAGAGGGGAGGAGGCGUUGAUGGAACAGCCGAUGAAGGAGUAGUGAUUCGUGUCAAAGCUUCAGCACCUGCUGUCCUCACCUCCUUCAGCUUGCUGCAGCGCAGGUACGCUGCUUUUCUCGGGACGGACCACUGCAGUGCUCACAUCCAAGUUCCAGAGACGCAAUGGACUGUAGCCCCUGUGCUGCAACCUGAGGUGGAGAGGAACCUGGAGAGAGAGAGCAGUGUUGAUACAGGCUACCCUGGAUCAGCAAACACGAUCACUGGUCUCGAUCAUAAUCUCCAGCAAGUAGAACUAUCCAUUGGUUCUCGUACAGAUGAACCAGAGGACCUGACGUUUCUCAGGACACCGCUCCUUAGUGAACAAGAUCAGAAGACAUUUGUUGCUCAGCUGAGACAAUCCAGCCCAAAUCCUCCAUCUCUUGAAGACUUAGAUGUUACACCUGAAAAAGAGGGCAAAAGCAGUGCCAGUGAGGACUUGGAAGAGUCGGCCUCUGCCUCCGAAGGGAACAUCUCUGAAAACAUCUACUCGCCUGAAAAUAGUUUAAAGCUUGCAGACCUGGACUUCUCAGAAGGCGCUGACGACAUAUCCAGUUCGUUCUCUCUCCACAGUGAUGCUAAGACCGUGCAAGCCCCUCCACCCUCAUCGCCCCAAGCUCGCCCUGCUGUCCAGCCUGAGGUCCAUGCAGAGCUUCCUGCUCCAACUGGAGUGCCUUUCACCAACAUGCCUGUAGAUCCUCCAAGCCAUCAGCCGCAAAGCUCCACAGCUGGUGCACCCGCCGCUGAUUCUACAGCUCCGAAUCAGCUGUUAACCAAUCAAACUCCAGAAAUGAGACUGCGUCUUGGCGAAGACUUAUUCAGACUGGUUCAGAAUAUCAACUACAUGAGCCUGAUGGAGGUUUUGGGAGCUUCGUUUUCAAACCUGCAGCUUGCCCAGCAGAGCUCUUAUUUGGCCCAGUCUAACAUUAACUCAUCACACCCUCGUGUGCCAUCAUCCAAUGCUAACAAUUUUGUCCCUCAACCAAGUGCCUUACCCAUUCAGACUCCCAUGUCUGUGCCACCUCAGAUGCCAGCAUGGGCAUCAAGUUUUCAAUCCAUCAACCCUCAGUUCAGCCAGGCUCCUGCAGGUAUGAUUGCAGAGCAGCCUGACAAACAGAACUCAGGGAAAUCCUCUCCAACACACGUCCAGGAUGACACCGCCAGGAAUCUCCCACACACUGCUAAUGGUGUAAAUUAUCAGGAAAUGCAGCCACUUUCUGUCCAGGCAGUGUCACCGGAAAUCCAGUUUAAGGUCAACAGGAGGUUCAUCCCACCUUCACAAGGGCUUCUAGCCACUACUGAUGAGAGUCAUUGUGUCCCUGAGUUGGUGCCCUCAGAAGAUUGUUUACAAAGUGAUCCUGCUCCCCAGAUUUUGGGCUUGAAGUUGCUUCAGCUGCACCGUCCUCCGUUGGCUCAGCAGAGUGCCCCACAUUAUCCCCAAACCAUAAAUCCUCCAACCACAGAAUCACAUCAGCACAAGUUUAAAAACGUUAACCUGUCUGCCUCUAAGAAGACUGAAGAGGAAACAAGAAAUGUGAGUUUGAUUUCAAAGAGACAACCCAGUUUUAAUUCUUCAAGGGAUCCAACUCAGUCUAGGAUUCAGACAUCAGAGAGAUCCAGAGGGCAAGAGUUCUUGCUACUUCCCCCUGCUUUACCAGCUCACACACCGACGCAGGGCCUUCGUCUGCUGCAUUUUCAACAAGUUCCACAAAGUAACAUCACAUUCCCCAAACUACCCAUCCCGUCUUCCUCCAGGCCUGCUACGGUCAUUCCAGCUCCAAUGGGAGAAGCGCCUAUGAUAAAGCUACUACAUAUAGAGUCUGGACCAAAAAUGAUGUUGCCCCUGGCAGCUCCUUCAGCCCAAAUGACCCGUCUCAUGUCCAUGGAGGAGUUGGCGAGUUCAGUGAUCGGGAGGCAGCAUGCCGAAGAGGCUCGACCACGGUUGCUCAGAGUAGACCCACCAAAUGAAAGCUGCAGAAUAGCUGCUAGCUCUAAUUCCAGCAAGAGGCAGAAGAGGAGAGAGGAGAAGGCAUCGAGGACGAGAAAGACAGAAGUCACAUUCAGACCGAAUGACUCUAUCAUCCUUCCACAAGAGCCGGUAAAUGAGCCUGCAAGUGAUGAGCCAGCAGCCACAGAACGGAUCAGUCCUGGACAUGAUGCUGCUGUUCCAUGUGUCUCGGGGUCCUUUGAGUCUUUGCUGACUGGUCAGAGAUUAUUGGACAAGGCUAUGGCCACUUCAGCUGAGUUGCAUGCGUUUGCUUCCACACGUAAAAGACCUCCAGAGUGCCAUGAUGCCUUCACCAACACAGACCCAGCUUGUCCUCCUACACUUUUGGAUAAAGCUGUGUCUGCCUCUGUGACUGCUAGUAGCUCUAAAAUACAAAGUUCAGGGAAUCUACAGUUGUUUAAUGAGAGCUGUGUUCAAGACACACAGGGACCAGAGGGGAAUCUGGAUCUGGGUGGCCGUCAGUUCAUAAGCAUCUUAGAUCUGGAAGACAAAGCACUGCAUCAAGAUCUGCCACCCUCUCUCAGCAGAGGAGCUCCAGAUGUUCCUUCCGACCGUCCUCCUUCACCUACGUCUGCUCAGCUUCAUGUGCUCGCAACAUCCGUAAUCAGGAGUGCUGCUGCUGUUGCUGAUCCAGAUCCCUUAGUCACAAAUCCAGUCCCACCAACCACUCCCACAGAUAUCCCUGAGGAGUCGCCGUCUCUCAGCCACAUUGAGCCCAAUAUGGUUGCAAAGAGAAGUACCCCACAAGACAUGGCGUAUCCAAUGGAUUCUGAAAUCUGUCAAGCCAUCAAAAACCAGAGUGUUGGACCUCAGAGUGCCUCAUCCUCGUUCACGCCUCCGUCAGUCUCGUUCUCCUCUCGCCUGUCAGAGCUGGACACUCAGCUGGCUGCUCUACAGAACAUUGCAGACUAUCUGGAGGAGGACUUUUCCAACUCUAGGAUGCUGUUGAACACGAUUGAAAAGCUCACACCAGUCUCGGCUCCUGAUGUGAAGACUACAAAGGCAAUAAGAAAAACUGUCAGACUGUCUGUCCCACAGGAAGCUUGGAUGCCACGACUGGGCGUUGGACACAGUGAACUAAAUGUCCUUGAAGAGGAAGAAGAAAAUCCAGAAGAAGAAAUUGUGGUUCAUAACGACGAAAGGAAGCCAUCGUUUCACUAUUCAGCUCCUCGCAGUCACAAUGCUGGUGCUUCGUACCUUCUCACACCACCAAAAACAAGAGAUCAGCUGGCUGAAGCAUCUGGAGUAUCACCUGGAUGGGAAGAUGAGAAUCUGGGUCAGACUGGGCUAUCCGAUACAGCAGAAAUGUUAGACGAGUUGGUGAGGGAGGGCUAUUUGUCCCUGACUGACCUGGAUUUGUCCACCUCACAGUCUGCACAUCAGAGCAGCAGGCCGGACCAGCAGCAAAGUAGCUGGAUGUCGCAGAAACGUGUCCGCUCAGAGGACGAGAGGAGAGAGCUAAGGAUCUGGAUGAGAAGGAAACAGAGGGAACAACUGGCUGUUUAUCAGAAACAAAGACAGAGCCUGAGGGAAAGGGAGCACAAACCUUUUUCUACCUCUGGGACAGCGAAACCAGCAAACAAGAAUGAAAGAACGAAGUGGAGAACCAGAGAGGAAAAGGAAAAGUUCAUGCUUCUAGAGCAGUACAACCAGAGGACCCGAGAAGCCUGUUCUUUGGCUGCUGACUCUCCCACCAAUCCGCCAACUUUACUCAUCUCUUCACGGGCUGAAGGUUCACCAAUGCCCCCAACCACACGAUCCAUUUCUGCUCCACCCACUGCUGGCACUCACAGUGCAUCUGCCAAAGAUAAAAGAAGUCUUAGGUCAGGACAAGCUCAACCCCACCUUCGUCCAUGGACUGCUGAGAUGCAGGAAAGACCUUCAGAGGACCACCGCAGGAGGCUGGGACUGCACAGACCAGUGACCUCUCUGCCGAGGGACCGUCUGUCUCAGGUGACCAGACGUGGCAUGCUCACUUACACAAAGAGCCAAAGUCAACCACCCACAGCCAGACAGAGUGAGGAACAGCAUGUUGGAUACCAGAGAAAGGGCCUGAGCAUAAAAACCUCAGGUGGGCCUGCUGCAGGGAGAGGAGUCCCACAGGAGCCGGCGAGGAAGGAAGAGAGAGAUGAGGCGGACCUUUGGGAGCCCACUUCAGAAUUAAAUCUGCUGGAACCAGAGGAGUCUGACAUAGAUUUGGCCGGACUGUUGGAUGAGCAGGAUGAUGGUGCCAGAGGUGGUGUGUCCGACAUGGACUGGCUGGACAACCUUUCUGAGACCGGCAGCAGCGUCCUCAGCAGAAUCGACUGGGCUGCUAUCGAGAGGAUAGUGGCUGGAGAGGAGGCUUGAGCUUGAGAUUCAGUGUCAUGUUGACACUUUCUUAGAAAAAUUUAAAUAUUUUAGGAAAAGUAAAAUGCCUGUUGAAUACACUGUAAUUUAGAGCCAUUUUAAAUUGUGUCAAUAUAAAUCAUAGUUUAUAAUCAGCAGUAAUAUAAAUUUUGCCCAGAGAUAUUGAUUUUUAUACUGAUGAAGUUUAAAGAAAACAAUAUGUUAGCAUUUUCAUUUUCAUAUGACUUGUAAUAGAAUAUUUGUUGCAGUGACAUCUGCAGUGAAAGAUAUCGGUGUCUGUCUGUCUGCAACAUUUGUGUUUGUAAAUAUAACAUUUUCUAUAUUUCUAAUUUAUUUUGUACAGACUAUUAAAUAUCUGUAUUUGAGCAUUUUA